GCAGCAUGACCAACCAGAACUGCAAAACAGAUGGGCGGGUUCUCUCCGUUUUCAACCAGGUCCGAUUUAGUAAAGUAAUAUGCGCGUAUGAUUCUGGAACGGGAGUGCGCUAGUAUAGGAUCACAUGCAUGCGGGCUAUUAUAGAACUGAAUGGAAAUCACACAGUGCAAUUCCAUUACAAUGCUUCAGCGUAUUUUCAAUGAAUGUAAUUGACAUAUUUACCAAGCGGGCUGGUGCACAAUAAUUCACAUAUGUUAACCCCCGCGUCUUGCACUUCCAGCUGUGUAAUCCUCGGGGCCAGGCGCACAGCUUCAUCAGUAAGCCUGUACCCAGGUAUAAGGAGAUGCGCUUAUUCACUCGAUUACACGGUAGUCGACCAACGCAGUCAUUGGUGUUUCAGUACGACCGGAAGCUUGCAUGACGAGUAGACUGCACCCCUUCAUCCAGGAAGCUGUCUGUUUGCUGAGGGUUAUGGCUUUAAGGGCAUGCGGCCUCAUCAUAUGCAGAAGGCUGAAUGGGAUUGCACUGAAGAGGGGAGAGGAAGUCGAAUUCCUGCUGCUUCAGACCUCUUAUGGGAAACAUCACUGGACUCCCCCCAAAGGACAUGUGGACCCCGGGGAGGAUGACCUGCAGACCGCUCUGAGGGAGACGCAGGAAGAGGCGGGGCUGGGGGUGGAGCACUUCCGCAUUCUGGAGGGCUACAGGAAGGAGCUGCGCUACAUGGUGAACAGCCAGCCCAAGACUGUGGUGUACUGGCUGGCGGAGCUGUGCGACAGCAGCACUUCAGUCCGUCUGUCCGAGGAGCACCAGGACUACCGCUGGCUGGGGGUGGAGGAGGCUUGCCAGCUCUCAGAGUAUAAGGACUUGCAGGAAGCCUUGAGAGAGGCACACAGCUUUGUAUUGAACAGACAAGAGCCACUCUGAUCUACAAACACACACACCAACACAGAGAACCUGCCUGUCUACCGCACAGAUCUGAAUCUAGAUUGGAAAGACUUCAUUGCAGGUUUUGUCUGUAGCAUGCUUAUUGUUGUUGGUGAGUUACUGUACUAAACAAAAACAUGUGUGUUUUGAUAAAUUUUACUUAAGAAAAAAAAAAACUGGAAAGAAAUCUUGUAAUGAGAAAAAUAAUAAACACUGGUGCCUGUACUACCCUUUAAUAUGGCCUUAUUAAUUGUAUUUCUGUUUUCAAAUGUUUUGAUUUUAUUGUCUAUGGGACAGAAUUUGGCCCUCAAGCAAAAGCUCAGUUAUCAACCGUAAGAUGAUUAUUUUUCAGUGUUGAAGGCUUAUUUCAUUUUGAAAGCUUAAUGUUUUGUACAGGGGUUGGAGCAGAAACAGAAAACACAUUCCAUAACAGAGUUUAGAGUCACCAGGAAGCACUAUUUGUACGUGGCAGAGAGCCAGUGAGCUGUUUAAAGUUGUUAAAUUGUCUAUGUCACCAUUCUUCAAUGACUACUUACUUACUGCCACGUUUUGGCUAAUGCCACUUCAGGUACAAAUACCCCUACUGAUGGAGAUAUCCCAACACUGUAGCUGCUUAAAAAGUUCAUCCAGUACAUUCCAAUAGAGAUGACAGACCUUGGUGAAAAAGUUCAUCCAGUACAUUCCAAUAGAGAUGACAGACCUUGGUGAAAAAGUUCAUCCAGUACAUUCCAAU
Polyodon spathula (Mississippi paddlefish) is the source of this 1657-nucleotide messenger RNA. RefSeq names its product bis(5'-nucleosyl)-tetraphosphatase [asymmetrical]-like. NCBI's taxonomy places the organism in Eukaryota, Metazoa, Chordata, Actinopteri, Acipenseriformes, Polyodontidae. The record is from RefSeq and is a predicted model, not a curated record. Gene Ontology annotation, biological process: ATP biosynthetic process; AMP biosynthetic process. Gene Ontology annotation, molecular function: bis(5'-nucleosyl)-tetraphosphatase (asymmetrical) activity. The transcript has 3 exons. The coding region runs from base 418 to 924 and encodes 168 amino acids.